AGCUAUGUGGAAAUAAAAGUCGGUCUCCCUCUAAUUAAUAGAUGCAAAUGUGCAUAUGAAUUUUUGGGCGACGUGCGAAAAGUGGCUUACGCUUAUGAAUUGCUGACGUUAGCUGGGGAUUUCCAAUUGCAAGAAACACAAAAGGCCAAACUCCUCACACACACACACACACACUCACACAGCUCGGCAGCAGCAUGCAGUUUCGACAACAGCCGCAAAGUAUGCUAUGGAAAAUUGCAUUUCUAAUUAUCGCAUUAGCCGGCGACGUGUCGUGCAUAAGAAAUGGCGACGGAAAUGACGAGCAGAAACACAUUUCCGCAAAGCUGAAAAACUUUUUCCCCUCGGAGCCAAUGAUUGAGGUGACCGCCAUUGCUGCACAGUCCUCCCAGACGUCCGCCCGGGUAACGAACGGCGGUUUUCGACCCUCACAGAUGCUUGAAUUUACGCCCUCGGAUGUGAUGCACGGUGGCAUACAGCGUUAUCCUCCCAGUUAUUUGGAGCCCAACUACAAGCAUCAAGUGCCCAGCUCCUUGGCCAACCUAAAUUCGCAACAGACGGCGAUGGACAAGCAGUUCUCCUUUCCAGACGAGACCAGACCACAACAGCAGACCUCUUUCCAUAGCUAUGCCAGCACCCAAAUACCCACCACACCGGUGGUCAGCUAUUUGGAUCCCUUUACACAGCAAAACUAUCGCUACACGCCUACGGUCACGCCCACGGCCACACAGGCUACGCCCAGCUACAUUCAGUAUCAACGCGAACAGCCCGAGGAGCAGGGGGAUCAGGUCUACACGGUGCAAUCGUCGCUGCUCGUAGGCAGCCACGCGCCGCAACAUUCACGCCCCGUUGCUGCGGACGAAGUGUACUUGAAGCGGCCCGGCUAUGUCUUCGAUGAGAGCCCCACGACGCUCUAUCGCCGACCUGUGACAGCACCCACAGCUUCCACAGCGAAUAAAAUUUCAUACGAUUCGCAUGAUUACCCGCCGCCCAGCUAUGCCACACAGCAGACAUCCAACUUUGUGCCACAGCAAUCCCAGCAGCAGCCGCAGCAACAAACCCAGUCUCAGGGACCCCGCGAGCACCAUCGGCCGCCUUACAAUCGCCAAGAUGUCAAUGACAACCGACCAUUGGCAGCCGGCUCAUCGAUAUAUGUGCCGAAGCCGCAAUACACGCAGUCGUCUAAUUACGCAAACAACUUUGGUAAUUAUUUGCAGAGACCUCCCAGUUACCCUGCCCACUCGCACUCUCCCUCGCAGUCGCAGUCGGAAUACAAACCCACGCACUAUCAGUAUGAGCCGCUGCCUCAGCGGCCGCUGUCUCAACAGCAGCGACCGGGACACAAUUACUAUGAGUAUCAAAUUGGCGAGAUACCACCCCAGCCGCAGUUCAGUUAUCGUCCUGGUCCGUCGCCUGGCUAUCGACCGCCUUACCAGCAGCCAGCGGCAGCAGCAGGGGCUGGAGCUGGUGGCUUGGCCACUCUAGCGUCGCUGCUGAGCUCGACGCAACAAUAUGCGCCACAGUUUACAAAUCUGCUUUUGGGCGGUGGCGGUGGUGGAGCAUCAUCCUCUUCCUCCAGCAGCAGCAGCCCAUUAGGCAGUCUCUUAGGCGCUUUCGCCGACACGCAAAGCACGGGGCAGCACGCCCGACCGCCCAACACACAACUCAUUAGAGCCCUGGAGAACAUCGCACGCAACGACGAUUUGCAGUGUGUGCCCAAGGUGCUCUGCCAGAUGAUUGCCGGUCAAACGUUACGUGGCCAACUGCCAGGCUUCAUUACAUCGCCUGCCAUAACCAACUUCUUAGCUGGCUUCCCAGUCGCCUCGCCAGCUCUCAUUUAUGGACGCGCUGCGUUGCUUGGAAUUAGCGGGGGCGAACGAAGCUGUGUUCAGACCUAUGAAAAAUGCCCAAAGAAUGAGAUGGAAAUCAUUCACUAUCUGAACAAUCAUCGCGGCGGGUUUUUUAAGUUCUUCAGCGAGCCGGAAGAGCAACAAACUGUAGCACAACAAAGCGAAUCUGGCGGAGGCUCAUUGUUCAGCAUACUCGCUGCCCUGACGGGCGGCGGGCAGGAACAGGGGCUGGGUCAGGUGACGCGCACAACGCCUCGGCCUGUGCCGCGACCCACACAAAGACCCAGUACGGACAUUGCCGAUGGCAUCGGCAGCUUCUUUACCCGAGUGCUGUCCGAGUAUUUAAGCGGCGUGGAGUAUCAAAGACGUCGCCGAAGGAGAAGGAGUCUGUUGCCAACGGAAAUUAAACGCAACAUUCAGACGGAUAAUGGCCGCUUGAUGCCCGUUGAUUUUCACGAUGAAGAAGAUGACUUGGAUACCCAGACACCAGUCAAGUUUCAAGAUGAUGACGAGGCGGAGGCAGCCCAGGCACACACCGAGCUGAUAGGUGUGCUGCAAUUUCCCGAAGACCAGGUUGAGGGCGAGGGUCGCAUACUGCACUUCAAAAACGAAGAAGGCGCCGAGCAUCAUGACAACGGAGCUGUGCGAUUUCCGGAUGCCACGCCGGAAGCUCUGCGCGACAGCGAGCGAAAAGUUAUCUACGAAUUCAAUCGAGAUGCAGCUCAACGUAAAUUGAGAUUUCCCCAAGACCAAAGCGAAAGCGAGCGGCAGGCCAAGAAGUUGCAACUGGCCGAGGGUUGGACAGCUGUGCUGCCCAACGGACUUGGCGAGGAAGAUUACGGCGUUGAGAAGAGGCGUGGCAAGCGAAUUGUUUUCAAGGAUACCAAUGAGGAGCUCGAGGACUUUGAUAAGCUGCUUAGAGAAGAGCAAGUGCAGGAGUACAGAGAGGAAGAGGAACGAUUCAGAGAAAAACAGUUUAGAGAAGAACAACAAACGGAGCCACAUACACCACCAAAUGCUGUAUAUGAGGAUGCAGCACCACCUCAACGCGGCGCCAGAGUCCUAUUUCCCGAUCAUUACGAGCGUCACAUACGCAGAGGUAAGAUCCUGAACCGACCCACCUAUGCGCCCAGCUACGAGUACAAUGAUAGGGGCGAACAGAAAGAGCAACGUUUGGUGGUCAGUGAUGAGCAUAGACCGAGUUCCUAUUAUCGUCUGGAGACGGAGACAUCAGCAGACUAUCAGGCAAGUCACAGUCAAAGUUUUAUGAACUAUGGCGAAUACCUGCCGGGGAAUACCGUGCGAUUCGUCGAGUCGCUUGACAAACCCAGCUAUAAUGCUCAGUACAACUAUCCGAAUGCGAACUAUAUAAGCGACAACCGAUAUAGCAGCGCUUACCAGACUACCUCGACGAGGAGACCCAAACACGAGGAUGAUAGAAAUAUAUAUGUAACUAAUUCACAAGGUGUAAACGAGUAUUACAUAAGGCCCGACGGACGCAAGGUGUAUCUGGGCAGCGGUUAAAUUUCUAGAGUGUAUAUACGUCAGACGAGAGGCAAGUUCCCAUUAGCUUAAGGCCUGUAAAUAAUUGUUAUCGCUUAAAUGCCUUUAAAUAUUUAUUAAAUACUUUU
Messenger RNA from Drosophila virilis, 3478 nucleotides. RefSeq lists its product as uncharacterized. Lineage: Eukaryota; Metazoa; Arthropoda; Insecta; Diptera; Drosophilidae. The record is from RefSeq and is a predicted model, not a curated record.